GCCAGUGCCACAAGAAGGAUCUCGGCCCUGCACGAGGCGUCAUUACGCACGCGGCGCAUCGCCGGAGAGGAGGAUGGAGCAACGAGGCCCGCUGAGGCGAAGCAGCAUCCUGUUUAGCCAUCCUCAUCCCCAGAGGCUCAUCAGAACCACAGCCCUCUCUUCCGACCGACAGCCAAUAGACCCGCGGUCACGCUGAUGACAUAAUUAUAUAUAGUAUAGUACUAUACUUGCUUUUGUUCUUUUUUAACCAGGUUAUCGUCGCUCAUCUGCAUGCCUGCUUCUCGGAGGCUGCAAGAGCAUGCAUUGCACUAAGUUUCACAUUUUGCAUUUCAGUUGUAUAACUUCAAUAACAAAUAACAGUCUAUAAUAUAUAUACAUAUAUAUUAUACAUACAUACAUACAUACAUACAGGCUGUUAUUUAUUCGAAUUGAGGCUAAAGUUAUUCGCAAAACUGUAAUUCAAUUACAUAAAUCAUAUACGUGUCAUGCUUUAUAGCAUUUCCUGUUUGUUUGUUUUUUUGUUUGUUUUUUUAUGUCGUCAAUACCUGGCAGUAUAGGGGACCGGAGUUUGAUGGUAGGCUACGGGUGCCCCGUUCACUCCAGAAGAACAGCUGCCCGUGUAGGCCCUUUCUCACAGCAGCCACUUGGACAUGUCUUUGCAUUGUAAACACAGGUGUAAUUAAUAACUAGCAAUUCAUUAUGGCCAUUUAGGUGUGCAUGCUGGCUCGCUGAACGUUGUCAUGUAUUACUAAUUUAUAUAACAGAUAAUUUACGCGAAUGCCCACUGACAUGGUUUUAUGGUUUUAAAAAGCACAUAUUUAGAUCGGGGGAGGGGGGCACGCCUCAUACCUUGUACCCAUAACACCUACACCAUUUUGCUGUAUAGUGCACCGCUGGUAAUUCAGAUGCACCCGAAGUAAGUUAUUUUGUUCUGUAUGUAAACUUGCACGUUAUGCCGAUGGUAUAAUCUGUGAUUGUUGAAGGAUCCUAUGUUCACAUGUGGGAUCCACACGCUGGGUAGCACAGUGUCACAAGCUGGAGGCUCAGGAUCAAACAUGCCAUUUGUGUUCAGACAUGCCAUUUGUUGGCAUGUCUGAACACUUCCUCCACUCUGCGGCCAUAUCACCCCUGUCCUCCACACGUGCAAGGGGCUGGUUAUUGCUCGCCGGGCAUGGCUGGAUCUGAACUUCAACAUGUCAACACAGACAGGAUGAGUCAACAAAUCAGCAAGGGGGUGGUGCCUCGAGGUCGCUGACUUGCCAAGUUUGAGUCUGAAGUGUAGCAGCAGAGUCUAUAUCCUGAUUAGCUCUCGGUGAAGACAGACAUGGAGCUGGGAUCAAUGGUUGGUGCCGUGAGGAGUAAGAGGGUGCUGCUCGGCGACCAAGUCCGUCCCGCUGUCAUCGUGAUAAAGGAUGGGAAGAUCCAUCAAAUCCUCUCGGACAGCGACUUUUCUGGAGGUGAGGUGUUGGACGUGGGCGACAGCGUGGUGAUGCCGGGCAUCGUCGAUUGCCACGUCCACGUGAACGAACCAGGCCGAGCCUCCUGGGAGGGCUUCUGGACCGCCACCAGAGCCGCUGCAGCUGGAGGGGUGACAACCAUUGUGGACAUGCCGCUAAACAGCAUCCCUCCAACUACCACGGUUGGAAAUUUCCGCGAGAAACUGCUAGAGGCGACAGGGAAGUGUUUUGUGGACACGGCCUUCUGGGGAGGCGUAAUUCCUGGUAAUCAGCUGGAGCUUCGGCCCAUGAUCCAGGCGGGAGUGGCUGGCUUCAAGUGUUUCCUCAUCCACAGCGGGGUGGAGGAGUUCCCCCACGUGACGGACCGGGAUCUACACGCAGCGAUGGCGCAGCUGCAAGGCACAGGAAGUGUCCUGCUGUUUCAUGCCGAGAGGGACGUUGAGCAGACAACACAGGAGAAUGGCGACCCUUGUCAGUACUCCACCUUUCUGCAGUCCAGACCAGAUGUCAUGGAGAUGGAGGCCAUUCGCACCGUCGCAGAGCUCUGCCUCCAGUACCAGGUGCGGUGCCAUAUCGUUCACUUGUCCUCUGCUAAGCCACUGGAGCUGAUCCAGGAGGCGCGGCAGGCCGGAGCCCCCCUGACGGUGGAGACCACCCAUCACUACCUCAGCCUGUGUGCCGAGAACAUACCUGUGGGGGCCACGCAAUUCAAGUGCUGCCCCCCCAUCAGAGGAUCUGUCAACCAGGAGCAGUUGUGGUCCGCGCUGAAAGCCGGGCAGAUCGACAUGGUGGUGUCGGAUCACUCCCCCUGCACCCCAGACCUGAAGAAGCUAGACAACGGAGACUUCACUGAAGCUUGGGGGGGAAUUUCUUCUCUACAAUUUGGUUUGCCUCUGUUCUGGAGUUCAGCCAGUAAGAGAGGCUUUCAGCUGUCUGAUGUGGUGAGACUCCUCUGCCGGCGAACAGCCCAGCUGAGUAGCCUACACAACCAGAAGGGCCACCUGGCCCCCGGCUAUGAUGCCGACCUCGUUGUAUGGGACCCAGAGAGAGAAUUUGAGAUUAAAGAAGCAAGCAUACAUCAUAAAAACAAGCUAACUCCUUACCUCGGCGUCACACUGCGAGGAGUGGUGUGUGCAACCAUAGUCAGGGGGCAGCUGGUGUACAGAGAGGGCUCCUUCUGCCCCCAGCCUCUGGGGAAGCAUCUCUUCUUCCCUCCGAGGAAAAGUGAAGCCCAACUGUGAAGUACAAUAACAACAAGCCCUAAUAAACCUCAACUUAUCGAAA
This is a messenger RNA of Anarrhichthys ocellatus (wolf-eel), 2741 nucleotides long. Its product is annotated as allantoinase, mitochondrial. Gene Ontology annotation, cellular component: cytoplasm. Bases 1325 to 2698 code for a protein of 457 amino acids. The record is from RefSeq and is a predicted model, not a curated record. The transcript is spliced from 11 exons. NCBI's taxonomy places the organism in Eukaryota, Metazoa, Chordata, Actinopteri, Perciformes, Anarhichadidae. Gene Ontology annotation, biological process: purine nucleobase catabolic process; allantoin catabolic process. Gene Ontology annotation, molecular function: zinc ion binding; cobalt ion binding; allantoinase activity.